Molecule: messenger RNA, 1863 nt
Organism: Fraxinus pennsylvanica
Lineage: Eukaryota; Viridiplantae; Streptophyta; Magnoliopsida; Lamiales; Oleaceae
Source: the annotation of a GenBank genome assembly
AUGCUCCAUAACAAUAAGUCCUCUCAAUUCUUGAUGUUCCGCUUGGAAAAAUGGGUCGUGUUAUUGGAAGACACGGAGUUUUGUUAUAUUGCAUCAAAUUUUAGCGAGAAGGGUGAGGAAAGCAGAAGCAAUGAUCAGGGGAAGAAUGCUCUGGAAAUGUGCUUCAGUACAAUUGGGGGGUCAAAUGCAUUUUCUUCCGACAAUAAAUCCGCAGUCGCUGGAUACUGGAAUUAUAAUGUACGGGAAUCGGGAAUUUUUCCGAACAAUCAUAUUGUUAUUGUCCAGAAAAGAGGAUUUUUGGGGUGUGGUGAUGGCGAAGAGGGGAAUAUGUUAGCUAAAGUCCACGAAGAGAGACGUGGUUUGGGAUAUUCCCCAGAGCAAUUAUUUGCUGUGGUUGCUGCUGUCGACUUGUAUGAGGAUUUCGUUCCUUGGUGUCAUCGAUCAGAGAUAAUUCGACACCUUCCCGAUGGGUCGUUUGACGCUGAGCUAGAAAUUGUAUCUUAUACUGUCGUUCUAAGUUCUAUGGUGACAGUGCCGAGGCUCCAACCAUCAAUAGGAGAUGUUCAUUAUCUUCAGAAAACUAAUGCAACGGUUGGAUGCAAUGGGGUGGGUUUCAUCCCAAGAUAUUUGAUGCAUACUUUGAAAUUCAAGGAAGAGAACAUCGAGAGAAUUGGUUCCAUCAGUGACUACAAGGAAUAUUUCGAACAGGGGAAGAUUGCGGCUGCCUUCUUUGUCGGUCCACAUGCCAAACUUUUCCUUGCAAAUAAUUGCAAAAGCUUUGCCAUUGCAAAUAUUAACCUUGCACUUGGUGGUUUUGCUUUUGAGCAGCAAAUUGCCAUUCAAAUGGCUGUCAAUGAAUUUAAUCAGUUGUCGAAUUGUUCAAAGCUGUCUUGGUACAUUAAAGAUUUAAAUGGAACGUCAUCUCGAGCAGCUUCCACUGGUGGGCAAACAGUUCCCAAGGAAAGGAGACUGAAAAUUGGAGUUCCUGAACGGGCUGCUGUCAAAGAGUUUGUCAGCGUCAGGUAUGAUCAAGAAGAGAUGAAACCAUUCUUCAGCGGAUUUUCCGUUGAAGUUUUUGAAGCCGCAGCUAAGUCGCUUAGUCAUUUUCCUUAUGAUUUUUUUCCAUUUCGUGGCACUUACGAUGAGAUGUUGAUUGCAGUUUAUAAUAAGAGUUUGGAUGCAGCAGUUGCAGACAUUAGUAUAUUGGACGAUAGAUAUGAUUAUGCUGAUUUUUCACAGCCUUAUAUGGACUCUCAAAUUGUUAUGGUGGUACCUGUAAAAAAUGAUUUGAAAUGGCAAAGAUUCAUUGCUUUGAAGGCCUUCCAAUGGAAAUUGUGGGUGGCUCUGGCAGCAUCAAGCUUAUUCACUGGAGCCAUUAUCUAUUUUAAUGAGUAUGUGAACGACAAUCCAGAGUUUGGAAAUUCAUUUCCUCAGAUAAUUGGUUCUAUAAUUUGGUUUUCUGUCACUCUUCUCUCAUUUGCACAAAGGGAAUCUAUCAAAAAUAAUCUGUCACGAUUGGUUCUUGCAAUAUGUUCUAUGAUGACAAUGCCGAUGCUCCAACCAUCAAUAGGAGAUGUUCAUUAUCUUCAGAAAACUAAUGCAACGGUUGGAUGCAAUGGGGUGGGUUUCAUCCCAAGAUAUUUGACGCAUACUUUGAAAUUCAAGGAAGAGAACAUCGAGGGAAUUGGUUCCAUCAGUGACUACAAGGAAUAUUUCGAACAGGGGAAGAUUGCGGCUGCCUUCUUUGUCAGUCCACAUGCCAAACUUUUCCUUGCAAAUAAUAGCAAAAGCUUUGCCAUUGCAAAUAUUAACCUUGCACUUGGUGGUUUUGCUUAUGUAAGAUUCAUAUCCAAGUUAAAUUAA